AGUACUAUACAGUGCACGCAGAAUACUAUAAGGCAGCCAUGCGCACUAUAAAUAAAGCUAAGACUGAAUUGCUCUCUAUCAUAUCAUACAGCAAACACAUACAAAACCAUGAGAACCAUGAGAUCAUUUCUAUCUUACCUUCUUUUGUACGUUCAGCUGAUUUCAUCACCAAACAAUGCUUUUGCUUCUGCUAGUUCCAGUUCUAGUGAAGCAGAGGCUCUCUUCAAAUGGAAAGCCAGCUUUUUAAACCAAACCCAGAAUAAUAGUCUGACCUCCUGGACUUACUUUCCCAGCAAUUCCACCAAUCCAAAAGCCAAAGGAAGCCCAUGCAACGUUUGGACUGGCAUUUCAUGCAACACUGCUGGAAGUGUCAACAAGAUAAACCUCACCAGUUCUGGUAUACAAGGUACGCUGCAUGAAUUUCCAUUCCUGUCCUUACCCAAUCUUGAAAAUAUUGACCUUAGCUGGAAUGAACUCUUUGACAGCAUCCCACCUCAUAUUAGUUCCCUCUCCAAACUCAUCUUUUUUGAUCUAUCUUAUAAUAAGUUGUCUGGGAAAAUUCCACCAGAAAUUGGUCUUCUCACAAAUCUUGAGGUCUUGCACCUACAUGAAAACCAGUUAAAUGGUUCAAUUCCUCAAGAGAUAGGUCAGCUCAAGUUUCUUUACGAGCUUACUCUUUACCAUAACUAUCUAGAAGGUCCAAUUCCUUCUUCUCUAGGUAGCUUGAGUAACCUGAUCACUUUGUAUCUCCAUGACAAUCAACUUUCCGGUUCCAUUCCUCCAGAGAUAGGAAACCUUUCUAGUUUGGUUGACAUGGUAAUGGAUAAAAACCAUUUAACAGGUCCAAUCCCUCCAAACUUUGGAAACUUAAAAAACCUGGCAUAUUUGUAUCUCCUUGACAAUCAACUUUCUGGUUCCAUUCCUCCAGAGAUGGGAAACCUUUCAAGUUUGGUUGAAAUGGAAAUGGCUAAAAACCAUAUAACAGGUAUGAUCCCUCCAAGUUUUGGAAGCUUAAAAACCCUGACAUAUUUGGGUCUCUACGACAAUCAACUUUCUAGUUCCAUUCCUCUCGAGAUAGGAAACCUUUCAAAUUUGGUUGAAAUAGAAAUGGGUGAAAACCAUUUAACAGGUCCAAUCCCUCCAAAUUUUGGAAGCUUAAGAAACCUAACGCGAUUGUACUUGAACUUGAAUAAUCUUUCUGGUUCAAUCCCAACAUCUUUAGGUGAUCUGAGAAACCUUAAGCUUCUCUAUCUUUAUGGAAAUCAACUUUUUGGCACUAUUCCAAAAGAGAUAGGUAACUUGAAAUCUCUGGUAUAUUUAGAGUUGAGCACAAAUCAACUUAGUGGCUCCAUUCCUACAUCAUUUGGUGAGUUGAGAAACUUAGAAACCUUAUUCCUUCGUGAAAACCAACUAUCUGGAUCCAUUCCUGAUCAGAUUGGGAAUCUCAUGAAAUUGAAUAUGCUGGCAUUGGAUAGUAACCAAUUUUCUGGUUAUUUGCCCCAAAAUAUAUGUGGGCGCGGAUUACUAGAAAACUUCACAGUAUACAACAACCAUUUGAUAGGUCCCCUCCCCAAAAGCUUGAAAACUUGCAAGAGCUUAGUUAGAUUCCUUCUUCAUGGGAACCAUCUGACGGGAAAUAUAUCUGAAGAAUUUGGUGCCUAUCCAAAUCUUCAAUAUAUAGACCUAAGCCACAACAACUUCUACGGUGAAAUCUCACCUGUCUGGGGGGAAUGUUCACGAUUAGGAACUCUCCGGUUUGCCGGAAACAACCUGACUGGUAGCAUCCCACCUGAGAUUAGCAAUGCAACCCAAAUUCAUGUACUGGAUCUUUCAUCAAAUGGUUUAGUUGGUAUGAUUCCAAAUGAGAUUGGGAGAUUAACUUCUUUGGUGAAUCUGAUUUUGAAUGGUAAUCAACUUUGGGGUCGGAUACCCUCAGAAUUUAGAUCAUUGAAGGAUCUUGAGUAUCUUGACCUGUCAACGAACAAAUUCAAUGAGUCAAUUCCAAGCACUUUAGGUGACUUGUCCAGUUUACACUACUUGAAUUUGAGCAACAACCAGUUCAGCAAAAAAAUUCCAUUUCAAUUGGGGAAUUUAGUCCACCUGUCCCAGCUAGACUUAAGUCAUAAUUCACUGGACCAUCAGAUACCAUCAGAAAUGAGCCAAAUGCAAAGCUUAGAGAUUCUGAAUCUUUCCCACAAUAAUCUUUCUGGUUCCAUACCCAAAAAUUUUGAACAAAUGCAUAGCUGGGUUCAAAUCGACAUAUCCUACAACCAGUUGCAGGGUCCCGUCCCCAACAACAAAGCAUUUCAAGAUGCUCCUUUGGAAGGCAAUGAAGGAUUGUGUGGCAAUAUUACAGGACUUCAACCCUGCCCUUCCAUGGAAAAUAAGCAUGCCACAAAAAAGAAUCGAAGACUCAUGUUUAUAAUUGUUUUCCCUGUUCUGGGGAUACUUUUACUUUCACUUGCCUUCCUUGGAAUUGCCUUCGUUAGAAAAAAAGGAAGAAACAAAGAGCAGGAUACAGAGCAGAGCAAUGUGGAGCAAAAAGAAGUCUUUUCCAUAUCUGAGUUUGAUGGAAGAAGAAUGUAUGACAAAAUCAUCAAGGCAACCAAUAAUUUUGAUGAUGUAUAUUGCAUCGGAAAGGGAGGAUCCGGAAGUGUCUACAAGGCAGAGCUGCUAUCAGGUAGCAUAGUUGCAGUGAAGAAACUCCACCCAAUACUUGAUGGUGAGGAGUCGUCUUGGAAGGAAUUCCUUAAUGAAAUAAGGGCACUAAUAGAGAUACGGCACCGGAACAUUGUGAAACUUCGUGGUUUCUGUUCACAUGCCCAUCACUCGUUUUUGGUCUAUGACUACCUAGAAUAUGGUAGCUUGGCUUCAAUCUUGAGCAAAGAAUAUGAAGCUCAAAAGCUGGACUGGAGCACAAGGGUGAGGAUUGUGAAAGGUGUAGCUCAUGCCCUGUCUUAUAUGCAUCAUGAUUGCUCACCACCUAUAGUGCAUCGAGACAUAUCAAGCAACAACAUUUUGCUCAAUUACGAAUAUGAGCCUUGUGUUUCAGACUUUGGCACCGCUAAGCUUCUAAAUGCAGACUCAUCGAAUUGGACUACCCGUGCAGGCACAUAUGGAUAUAUAGCACCAGAGCUGGCUUACACAAUGAAGGUAACUGAGAAAUGCGAUGUCUAUAGCUUUGGGGUGCUGGCACUGGAAGUCAUAAUGGGGAAGCGGCUGGGUGAAAUCAUCUCCUCAUUUUCGUCUCCAUCCGCCAACGAAGACAAAUUGUUGAAGGAUGUAUUGGACCAACGCCUCCCGGCUCCAACACCUCAUGUUCAAGAUGAAUUGGUAACCAUUGCAAGCCUAGCAAUUGCAUGCAAACAUCCCCAUCCACAAUCCAGGCCAACAAUGCACAGGGUUUCUCAGGUCUUAUCAUCCCACCCUGCAAGUUCCUCGGGACAACCAGAGAUUACACUUGCGCAACUCAUUAGUUAAUUAUCUGAAUUGUGUGGCCUAUGAGUAUGGCAUAAAUAAGAUGCUCUUGUUUGAGCACAAUCAUGUAUUGAUUAGUUUGAUCAUUUCGUAUCAUUUGAACUUGAGUUUUCUAGUAAGAAUUUGCACCCACUUAUUAAUAGAGACUUUCUUCGUCCCAAUUUGCUCGGGCUGUCUUUUAAAUUGGCGAAAGUUGUCAUCCUUUGAAGUAACCUCACCCAGAAAUCUAGCACUUGUUUUUGCGUAACUUAAUGAUCAACAUUAACAAAGAUGAAAGAAUAUUUGCAAUUAAUUCCAAGAAGAAGAAAAAACACA
This is a messenger RNA of Rosa rugosa (rugosa rose), 3792 nucleotides long. Its product is annotated as probable leucine-rich repeat receptor-like protein kinase At1g35710. Gene Ontology annotation, molecular function: receptor serine/threonine kinase binding; protein kinase activity; ATP binding. The transcript is spliced from 2 exons. The record is from RefSeq and is a predicted model, not a curated record. Gene Ontology annotation, biological process: protein phosphorylation. The coding region runs from base 109 to 3480 and encodes 1123 amino acids. NCBI's taxonomy places the organism in Eukaryota, Viridiplantae, Streptophyta, Magnoliopsida, Rosales, Rosaceae.